UUCAACCAGUUCACAGCUGGGACCAGCACCGUCGCCUUACUGGUCGGGUUCAGUGCAGGGCAGGUCCAGCACCUCGACCUGGUGCAGAGGGACACCAGCCGGCUCUUCAACCAGGAGCGCCUGAUCGACAAGACCAAGGUCACCUUCAUCAAGUGGCUCCCCAGAACCGAGCGCCUCUUCCUCGCCUCCCACGCCAGCGGCCACCUCUACCUCUACGACUCCCAACAACCCUGUGGGUCCAACCCUCCUCAGUACAACCUCCUGACCAGGGGGGAAGGGUUCAGUGUCUUCUCCCCCAAGGGCAAAACCCCCCGGAACCCCCUCCUGAAGUGGGUGGUGGGUCAAGGGGCCCUCAACGAAUUCGCCUUCUCCCCCGACGGCCGCUGGUUGGCCUGUGUCAGCCAGGAUGGGUGUCUCAGGGUCUUCCACUUUGACUCCAUGUUGUUGAGGGGGAUGAUGAGGAGCUAUUUUGGGGGGCUCCUCUGUGUCUGCUGGAGCCCUGAUGGACGUUAUGUGGUGACGGGAGGUGAAGAUGAUCUGGUCACUGUCUGGUCCUUCCACCAAGGGCGGGUGGUGGCCCGAGGACACGGCCACAAAUCUUGGGUCAACACGGUGGCUUUUGAUCCUUUCACUGGGGCUUCUCACAACCUCCCAGACCCCCAGUUAAACCUGGGAGGGGGUGACCAAGACCCCCAAGACCCCCAGAACUCCCCAGACCCUCCCAUUUCCUACCGGUUUGGUUCAGCUGGGCAGGACACCCAGUUCUGCUUGUGGGACUUGACCGAGGACAUCUUAGACCCUCGACCUUCUUGUCCCCUCCCUAGGGACAUCCAACCCCCUCCAGGUUUACCCCGGUCCCUUUCCCGUUCCAACAGCCUCCCCCAACCUCCCGGGGGGGUGGGUUUAACUCGGGGACCCCCCCUUGAUGCCCCCCCGUUUCGUUUUGCCACUUGGAGCCUCCGGGAACAACCCAAGAGCCCUGAAAAGACCCAACAUCACAAACGUUACCACAGUUUGGGGAACAUCAGCCGGGGGGGGGACAAACCUGUCCCUCCUGCUGGCCCCUCGGAUGGUUCCUGGGGGGCAUUAGACUCUGCCAAAGUUUUGGGGACCUCGAUUUGUCCCCGGAUUCAUGAGGUGCCACUCCUGGAACCUUUGGUG
This is a messenger RNA of Chaetura pelagica (chimney swift), 1161 nucleotides long. RefSeq names its product dystrophia myotonica WD repeat-containing protein-like. Gene Ontology annotation, molecular function: protein binding. The annotation marks the transcript as partial. The record is from RefSeq and is a predicted model, not a curated record. NCBI's taxonomy places the organism in Eukaryota, Metazoa, Chordata, Aves, Apodiformes, Apodidae. The transcript has 2 exons.